Eucalyptus grandis is the source of this 3103-nucleotide messenger RNA. Its product is annotated as cation/calcium exchanger 4. Gene Ontology annotation, biological process: monoatomic cation transport; transmembrane transport. The transcript has a single exon. Gene Ontology annotation, cellular component: membrane. Gene Ontology annotation, molecular function: monoatomic cation transmembrane transporter activity. Lineage: Eukaryota; Viridiplantae; Streptophyta; Magnoliopsida; Myrtales; Myrtaceae. The coding region runs from base 573 to 2537 and encodes 654 amino acids. The record is from RefSeq and is a predicted model, not a curated record.
ACCAGUGCACCUCACCAACCAGCUCUCGAAGCCUCAAAACCAGAGCGUCAAAACGCACGACCGAACGACGGGGCAAGUUUACGACUCCAAGGAAGCUAGGAAUCGAUUCUUAGCGCCAUUCGCGACGACAAUUCUCGAUUCUACGUCGUACCCAAUCCGCCGCCCGCCUUGUCCGACGCGGCUUCGCCUCUCGCUCCUGCGUCGAUCGGUCCGUCCUUUCGCGCGAGACGACACCCCCUCGAAGAACCGGCCAAGCCACCCCCCCGACCGGACAAAUCUCGAGAAACUACCCAGAAGCUGCGGCCCCCCUCAGGUACCUCUCGCUCUUCAGGCGCCGACACGAUCUCGGGAAAUUUCCCGCUGUCCCCGCUCGUCGCCCUUCAUCUGGUGUUCUUUGGCCGACGAGUUUCCAAUUCGAUCGUUCCGCGUUCUGGGGUUUCAAUUCCGUUGAGACCCUCGAUUGAUCUUCGUCUUCGGGAGUGUUUGGGUGCCGCAAAAUCGUAGCUUGGGGCUUUUCUGUUUAGUGGGUCUUUUUUGGGGGGUGGGGGUGGGGGGCUGAAGGGAGAAGGAGUAUGGUGGAGCCCGGGCGAUAUGGCUUCGCCGGAAACCCUAAAUUCCGCGGGGUCUUCAAUGGGAUUUGCGCCGCGGUCUUGUUAUACAUGUUCUAUACGCAAGAUGAAUUCUUUAGGAGGGGUUCCUAUUUGGGGGAUUCGCCUUCGGUCCUGCCUUCUGGUUGGCGCUCGAGGGGUUUUGCUGAUCGGGUUGAUCGGUUCAAGGUGAUACACCGGAGGGUUGCUGAAGUUAAUGCUACUGGGUUGAAUGGGACGGUGAGUGUGGACGAGUCCGUCGGUAAUGAUUUGACUGCUAAGAAUCCUAAACUGUGCGCUGGUUUGUAUGAGCACAAAGGUUAUAAGAGCAAGUGCGAGUAUCUGAUCGCCAAUCCUGAGUGUAAUGCCGGUGGGUUCUUCCAUUACAUUUCGUUCUUCUACUGUGAUUGCGAGAAAUUCACGGGUGUGGGGUAUGCCGUGCUGGCACUGUGGCUGGUUGCUCUGUUUUACUUGUUGGGCAACACUGCAGCAGAUUACUUCUGUUGUAGUUUGGAGAAGCUUUCUAGUCUUCUGAAGUUGCCGCCCACAGUUGCAGGGGUUUCUCUGCUUCCGCUUGGUAAUGGGGCUCCUGAUGUGUUUGCCAGCAUUGCCGCAUUUAUGGGGAAAGAUGCAGGGGCAGUGGGUCUCAAUAGCGUGUUGGGUGGUGCUGUUUUUGUUACUUGUGUUGUCGUGGGGGCUGUUUCUUUCUCUGUGGCAGAGCAGAGGGUCCAGAUUGAUAGGAGGUGUUUUAUCAGAGAUGUAUCCUUCUUCCUCUUCACUUUGAUUUGCCUUGGUAUUAUUUUGACUGUUGGCGAGGUCAGUGUUGGGGGUGCUAUUGCAUUUGUUUCUAUAUAUGGGCUCUAUGCCUUUGCAGUUGCCGCCAAUGAGAUGCUGAGGAAACAAGCCAGGAAAUUAAGGCUAGAUUCUGUUACACCUUUACUUCCUGUCAGAGGAAGCAUCUUUUCUCAAGGAAGUGAGGAAGACGAAUCUAUUUAUGCCUCACUGAUUGAGUCAAACUCUGAUGGUGAUGUACCUCAUCUGCAAAGCGAGUUGCCACACUGGAUGUGGGCUUCAAAUGUUGCAAUUUAUUCAAAUGAGGCUGUCAAAGUCAAUCCGGAUAGCCCAAAGCAGUUGUGGGGUUGGAAUGAUGAUGAAAUGGCCAAUGGAAAUUCUUCCUUCACAUGGUCAAAAUUAUUUUCUCUACUGGAGAUGCCGCUGACACUACCAAGGCGGCUGACAAUCCCUAUAGUCGAGGAAGAAAGAUGGUCAAAGACAUAUGCCGUUGCCAGUGCUUCAUUAGCACCUAUUCUUUUGGCAUUUUUAUGGAACACGCAAGAUGAUGUUGGAAAUCUGAGCAGAGAAAUCGCAUAUGCUAUUGGCAUAUGUGCUGGGGGCGUACUUGGUGUUUUUGCAUAUGUGUACACCAGAGCUGAUCAACCACCACGCAAGUUCUUAUUUCCUUGGGUCUUUGGGGGAUUCUUCAUGAGUAUAAUCUGGUUCUACAUAGUCGCAAACGAGCUUGUUUCUUUGCUGGUAGCUCUGGGUGUUAUUUUUGGCAUAAAUCCUUCUAUCCUUGGUUUGACAGUUUUGGCCUGGGGAAACUCUAUGGGUGAUCUGAUGUCAAAUGUAGCAUUGGCAAUGAAUGGUGGAGAUGGUGUGCAGAUUGCAAUGUCGGGUUGUUAUGCUGGGCCUAUGUUUAACACACUUGCUGGUCUGGGAGUUUCACUGUUUCUUGGAGCCUGGUCUAGUAGACCUGCAUCAUUUGUAAUCCCCCAGGAUAGCAGUCUAUUUUACACGAUGGGGUUUCUGAUGAGCGGAAUUCUUUGGUCACUCAUCGUCUUGCCCCGGCAUGACAUGCGACCGAACAAGAUGUUGGGGAUUGGCCUUAUGUCAAUUUAUCUGGUCUUUCUGGUUUCAAGGUUAAUCACAUCUAUGGGUGUGGUCUCAUAGAAUGGUCUUAGUUGACGGUCAAGGCAUGAGGCAUGGGAACUCUGGUCAGGGUAAUGUGUUUUAAAAUAUGGAUGCCCCCUUCUCGCCACGGACACUGCUUUGUGCCUGUUGCCUGGAUCAUGUAGCUCAUUUUAGUGUUGCACAUUGAAAAAGUUACAUAAGAAUAGUUGAGCUGUAAGCUGGGCCUUAAGAAUGUAUCCACUCGAUGUACAGUACUGAAUUAUCUUUGUGAGAGUCCAUCAUCUCCAAAUGCUGCUGCUUUUUUCAUAUUGAAGGUCAACAUAGGAUACUUGUGAGAUUGGCUUGUGACAUGCUAUCUGUGCUUCUGACACCAUCAUUGUUAUUUCUCAUUUUCUGAAGAACGUAGAAACUGUCAGAUUGCAAAUGAAUGAACGAAUAAAUGACAAAGUAUCAGAUCAUAAAUAUGUUUUGUGUUUUGGAUUGGAAUGGUUGCUUUUCGGCUAGUGAUUGGAGAAACUAGCCAGCACAUUACUGGACCUAGAUGUAGCUACAUGCAGGAUAAGAGUGAGAAAUGUGGCUCGGUUAUAUGGAAGUUCUUUCUUUCU